Molecule: messenger RNA, 721 nt
Organism: Helicoverpa zea (corn earworm)
Lineage: Eukaryota; Metazoa; Arthropoda; Insecta; Lepidoptera; Noctuidae
Gene: CSP12
Product: ejaculatory bulb-specific protein 3-like
Exons: 3
Coding region: 1-453 (150 amino acids)
Source: RefSeq, a predicted model, not a curated record
AUGAUGAAGUACACAGCAUUAGCUAUGAUGCUACUAGUAUACUUGACAAUCCAGAGCAACGCCGUGGAAACUUCGACGUACACAACCAAGUACGAUGGUAUAGAUUUAGACGAGAUCCUCAAUAACGAACGUCUGCUGACCGGCUAUGUCAACUGUCUGAUGGAUAAUGGACCUUGUACAGCAGAUGGGAAGGAGUUGAAAAGGAAUCUCCCUGAUGCAAUUGAGAAUGACUGUAAGAAAUGUACGGACAGACAGCGCGAAGGUGCAGACCGAGUGAUGCAUUAUCUCAUCGAUCACAGACCCGAGGACUGGACCAAAUUGGAGAAAAAAUACAAUUCAGAUGGAAGCUACAAGAUGAAGUAUCUAUCUCGUAAACCAGCUGAAGACAGUAAAGAAACGAACACCACAAAAUCUGAAGAGGAUACGAAGAAUGAAACCAAAGAAUCUACAUAAGCGAUAUAUGUUUAUAAGUCUCCUAUAACCGACAACAGAAUUUGCAACAGAUUGAUGGACAAGUAGAUUUUAAGGAAGCAGCUUAUAAUAAUAAUAAUGUGUGAGCAAUAGACUUGUGACUUAAGUUUUCUAUCCUUAAUGAAUUCUUCAUCGUUCCCUAUAUUGACCCCUGACCAUACUCGUAAAUCGAUAUGUAAGCACUAGAUUCGAUUGCCUUGAUAAUACUUAUGACUUAUAGUUAUGAUUGCUAUUUCCUUCGCUUCAAUCA